AUGUUCGCGGAUGCGUUCGUCGCCGAGUUUGCGCCGACCCGGAGGAAAAGCGAAGGUGGGGAUCGCGUCCGGUCGCGCUUCUGUCCGGAGGGAGAGAGAUGAGAAUCACCGGUGAUGUGCGUGUGCACUUGCCUCGGGGAGGACAACGCGAGGUUCAUCCUUCUUUUCGUUCUACUCGCGGUGUACAUGCUCGCCGGCGCUGCGCUCUUCCAACAGUUGGAGGCUGACCUUGAAAUACGACAGGCGGCUGAGUUCUGGAGGGUGUACCAUACAUUCCGGCGGCACCACCUUCAAAGCAGCCCCGUCGCUCUCCAGAGACUGGACGAGCUGCUGUACGCCUACGGGAACGCCUCGUCCUCCGGUGUGAUCAACAAGGGCCGGCGAUGGGACUUCUCCGGCAGCUUCUACUUCGUGGGCACCAUCGUCUCCACGAUCGGGUACGGGAACACCGCGCCGCAGUCCACGCCGGGUAAAGUCGCCGUGAUCUUCUACGGAUUCGUCGGCUGCUCCGGCGGGAUUCUGUUCUUCAAUCUGUUCCUCGAGAGGAUCAUCACGUUCCUCGCGUGGGUCCUGCGCAUUAACCAUCAGCACCGUCUGCGGAGACGCUCGAGAUUCCUGGAGGGCCGGAAGGACUCUCUGCCGCGGACCGUCGAGAUCGACGACAACAGUUCGGACCUGGACCAAUGGAAGCCGAGCGUGUACUGGGUGAUGUUCUAUCUGUCGGUGUUCAGCUGCACGGUGGCCAGCUGCGCUGCCGCCGUUUACGCUCCGCUCGAACAGUGGGAGUACUUCGACGCUCUGUACUUCUGCUUCGUCAGCUUCGCGACCAUCGGGUUCGGGGACUUCGUCGCCACGGAGAGGGCGGAUCACUCUUACAUCUACUGGUACCGCAUCGCCAACUUUCUGUUCGUUCUGCUCGGCUGCUGCUGCACGUACUCCCUGUUGAACGUGACAUCGAUCGUGAUCAAGCAAGGGUUGAAUUACAUCAUACAGAAGAUACAGUGCCGGAACCGGCACACGUUCGCGCCGCAUUUACCGAGGAGGAGGUCCUCCGUGUCGACGAUGUACUUCUCGAAGAGGAGGGGCACCAGGGUGGCCGGAAGGGAUUCGCUGAAGGGCGACGGCUCGGAUAUACCUAGGAGGAUGUCCGGAGAGCUGAUCUCCAUGCAGGAUUUCUUCUCGGCGAACAAGGUCUCCCUGGUCGUGAUGCAGAAGCAGUUGCACGAGAUGGCUCAGUUGAGAAAGGACGGCAACAUCGCGACGGUAUCCAACGCGGGUACGCUAAAACCUGACGCUGUCGGUCCUCUGGCGAUCGUCAGCGAGAAGUUUAAAAGUAAAAUUAACAGACAUAGGUAAACGGACUAUUAGACACGGCGUAGAGGAUGACAAUAGUAUUUUAGAUAAAAGAGAGAAAAUAUAAAAUUAUUCUUGUAGCAAAUAUCUCUGUCCGGCGAAGAAUUCUUGAAUCUAACUCUUUGUACACGCAACGCAGCGCACCUAUAAUUAAUUGGUUCGUUACAAUUUGUCUGGCAUAGUGAAUCGUACGUGUGUCAGUCACUGGGUAACUUUAUUUAAGUCAUGUUUACAAUACAGUUCUCCAUGUACUCAACAACAUUAACGAACAUGCACUCUUUUGUCUUCGCUUCGCCAUAAUAUACGUCAUAUUAUGUGUACAUAAUGCAUGUAAAAUAAAUUUCGAAUCGUUUUACCUGUCGAUCUGUCGUUCGUCGCGUUGCGCUUGUUGGGUACCCGGUGAGAUUCCACAUUUGUCUCCGAUCAAACGCGAACCCCGUCUCUCCGGACGUCGCGGAUAGUUUUACAUGCAUCGUGAGAUUGACAAAGACAAAAGCAAUAUUUUUUGUUUAUUUUUUUUUCUUCGCCUAAGUAACUAUUGAAUAUCUUUCUUUCAAUUUCAACCGCGUUAUUUCAAUUCGAUGAGCGUGUGAUGGAUGCGAAUCUGUCGCGACGAGGCCUCGCGAAAAUGAAUCCGGAUUCGAUUGAGAAUCUAAGACCGAAACGUACAGACAUCUUCCUCCUCGGGAUGAGAGUGACAGAGUUGUGAAUUAUACGAGAGAGAGAGAGAGAGAGAGAUAGAGAGAGUAAACUGCGAACAAUCCAUUACGGACUACAACAUUCCCGUGUAAUCUACAGACAAUUGUUUUAUCAUGAAAGCCAAACGCGACAUGUAGAUAUGCUAUAAUCAGGUCUAUAAAAAAAUGUCGUAUCGCAUAGACGAUGUCCACGCUGUUCUAAGGUCCAGCGGGGGAUCAGCGCGUUCUCCAAAUUGAAGCCGAGUUUAAAUUUCACUUUAAACCUGACCCUUAAAUGUUCGACCAGCCUAACAUCCAUAAUUGAAUC
Nomia melanderi (Alkali bee) is the source of this 2358-nucleotide messenger RNA. Its product is annotated as potassium channel subfamily K member 13-like. Gene Ontology annotation, molecular function: potassium ion leak channel activity; outward rectifier potassium channel activity. The record is from RefSeq and is a predicted model, not a curated record. Lineage: Eukaryota; Metazoa; Arthropoda; Insecta; Hymenoptera; Halictidae. Gene Ontology annotation, cellular component: plasma membrane. Gene Ontology annotation, biological process: potassium ion transmembrane transport; stabilization of membrane potential.